UAGCUGUUUUGCCAAAGAAUACGGUACGAGUGCGUGAAAACGUGCUGUAAGAAACGGAGGUAGAAAGUGGGAUUUACCUCCGUGUCUGCAAAUGUCAUGCAAAAAGCUAAGCUGUGAAACGGUAACGUGCUCAUGCAUAGAGAAGAGAAGUGAUAACACCUUUCCUAUCGUUUCAAGCUAAACAGAGCUCAACACCAUGUGCUUAACAUGUGACCAUUGCUUUUCUUACAUUGUACAGGAAGUUUUUGUAUACACACAGCACUAUGGCUGUAACUCAAAUUAGUUAGCAGUCUAAUUGACUAAUGCUUUAACAGUAAUUGAACUGCAAUGGUAUUCUCUACUCUCUAGGACACUUGAAUAGACAGCUAUUCAACAAAACAUUUCUUGCAUAUGUAUGGGUUUUGAUGCUGCACAUCAGGCAGGGGACAAAAAUGCAUUGUGCUCUUCAUGCAUCCUAUAUAAGUUCACCUGUUCAGAUGUGAAAAAUGGAAUGUAAUUUUUUAAAAUAAUUUGUUAAAUCUUGUUUUCAUGCUAUAAAAAUAACCUGACUGAGGUUGCCAUAAUUAAUUGAAUUCACGAAUAUGCAAUUGCAUGAGCUCUGACCUUUAAUUAUAGUUACAUAGAUCCAUCGUUAUUGAUUAUAAGUACAUGGAGAUCUCAUUUGACGUGUGAGGAGCGCGUGCUCGUGUUGCAGAAGCAGAGCUGAAACAGUGAUUGGUUACAGCAUUUUCAAGCUGUCUUUGGUACACUGCAGUUUUAUGGAGAAAAUACUCUGCAAUGGUUUAAAAUGGUAAUUUGCACAUGGUUUAUCUUAAAGCAUAUUAAAACACCACAUACAAACAACAUUAAAACCUUGAUUUUCACCACAGGAGGACUUUUAGAUGCUAGUCCAUGGAACACAAAAUCGGCACAAUGGUGCUAGCAAAGAGCACGAGGCUUGAAUUUCCAAGCCUGAAUUUAUUAACGCCCCAAGCAAGACCCUGAAGGACUGCUGCCUGGAAUUUUUUUCUUCAUCCCUUCCCUUUUGUUUUACCUAAACUGCCUUUCUGCAUACUUUUUCCCUGACCCUCUCUGGAAAGCAUUCCCUCUCUCUUUCCAAAAAACCUUUUGAGAAUCCUUUCUGCUGAUCGCAUUUACUUCUUAUUUUCCCUGUUUGCUUGUCUUGUCUUACCUCUUUUGUCAUCACAGAUCUACUAAAACUGUAAAAACAUACUCUCCAAACUCUGUUAAUCAUGAGAAAACAAACUUGCAACAUUCUUCUCAUCUGUGUGAUUAUCAGCUCCAUCACUGUAUUUUAUUUUGGCAUUAGCACUAUAGAAUGUCCAAAUUCCCGCUCGCGGACUGCACAGAACGUGUGGCCGUCGAAUCUGCAUGCGGGCAAAAACCUCAGCGGCCUCCCUCAGGAGUACAACGAGGAAACCCCUCUCAUUUUCGUGGGUGGAGUCCCUCGCAGCGGCACCACUCUAAUGCGAGCCAUGUUGGAUGCCCACCCUCUCGUACGUUGCGGAGAGGAGACCCGCGUCAUCCCCCGACUGUUGGCCAUGCAGGCCACCUGGAGUCACUCCGCACGCGAGCGGGUCCGACUUGAUGAGGCUGGCGUUACGGACGAGGUACUGGAUUCUGCUGUACGUGCCUUCCUGUUGGAGAUCAUAGUGGGGCAUGGGGAACCGGCCCCGAGGCUCUGCAAUAAGGACCCGUUCGCUUUGAAGUCCCUGUCCUACCUCUCCAAGCUUUUUCCAAGGGCAAAGUUCAUCCUCAUGCUCCGAGACGGCAGAGCCACCGUGCACUCUAUGAUUUCCCGCAAGGUGACUAUUACUGGAUUUGACUUGACGAGUUACAGGGACUGUCUGGUGAAGUGGAACCGAGCGGUGGAGGUGAUGUACGACCAGUGUCUGGCUGCGGCACAUGGGAACUGUCUUCCGGUGCACUAUGAGCAGCUGGUGCUGUACCCUGAGAGGGUGACGCGCAAGCUUCUACAGUUCCUGGAUCUGCCGUGGGACUCCACCGUGCUACACCACGAACAGCUUAUUGGGAAAGCGGGUGGAGUUUCAUUGUCAAAGGUGGAACUGUCAACCGACCAAGUAGUCAAACCUGUGAAUACAGAGGCUCUGGUUAAAUGGGUGGGCAAGAUUCCUGCUGAUGUGGUGACUGAUAUGGCCAACCUCGCCCCAAUGCUAAGUCGAUUGGGUUAUGACCCUCUGGCCAACCCCCCAAACUACAGCAAGCCUGAUCUCUUAUUCAUCUAAACAAUACAAAAAUUGUGAUGUCAAACUAGAACUGAAGCAAAAUAAAGUUCUUUCUGUGGAUAAAUAAAACUUAAAGCAAUAAAACAAAAGGACAUAAAGACUUGAAUUAACAAGAAAAUCACUUUCAUUAUGGCGAUCUUGUUUGUUGACAAAUGUUUUUUGAAAAGAAAUGCCAAUUGUGGACAAUUGUUGCUGCUGUUUGUCAGUGUUAAUGAGCUAGCGGCAACAGGUUUAAAACAAAUCUUGAUGUUGACUUGAAUUAAACCUGAAACUUAAUUACAAAGUUUUUUUUUGGUGUGUUGGUUAUUCUCUGUCUGUUACUUACUAGUGACUGUUGCCUUUACUUUUGUAUGUGUUCAUGCAUGUGUCAUUUGGUUCCCAUACAGGAAACUGUUUAAAGAGGAGGUUAAUAGUUGCACAAAAUGAACACUUAUUGUUUUUUAUGUUUUAGUCUAAUGAUCCUUUAAUGAUGAUUUGUGUGUAAGUGUUUUUUUUAAACCUGAAUUGUAUAUUUGACACAUUUAGUCCUAGUAUGAAGAACUUGAUAAGAAUCCAACUUGCAAUUUGUGAAGAUGUUACUUGUUACAGACACUUUUUGCUACAGAUGCAACAAAUAUUUAUUAAAUGUUUGUUCUUUCUAAGAAUUUUUUUUGUUUAAAUGUGUGUGACAAUUACACGGAUUGCAAUUAACUGCUUUAAGAGUUAUUAAACGACAG
This is a messenger RNA of Triplophysa rosa, 2962 nucleotides long. RefSeq names its product tyrosylprotein sulfotransferase 1, like (gene tpst1l). The record is from RefSeq and is a predicted model, not a curated record. Bases 1233 to 2246 code for a protein of 337 amino acids. Gene Ontology annotation, biological process: peptidyl-tyrosine sulfation. Gene Ontology annotation, cellular component: Golgi apparatus. The transcript has 3 exons. Gene Ontology annotation, molecular function: protein-tyrosine sulfotransferase activity. NCBI's taxonomy places the organism in Eukaryota, Metazoa, Chordata, Actinopteri, Cypriniformes, Nemacheilidae.